AUGUUUGAUUAUUUUUUCGGUAGUAAAACAGAAAACAAAAAAUUAAAAGUAAAUCAGGUUUUAAAAAAAUACAAAGAUUUAUAUGCAAUAACAAUUGAAAAUGUUUUUACAAAAGAAGAAUGUGAAGAAUUAAUUAGAUUAUCAGAAGAAAAAGGAUAUGAACCUGCAUUGGUAAAUACCGGAAAUGGUCAACAAGAAUUAAUGACAGAUGUAAGAAAUAAUGAUAGAUGCAUAAUAGAUACAGAAGAAUUAUCAAAUAAAAUUUAUGAGAGAAUUAAGGAAUUUAUCCCACAAGAUUUUAGAGGUCACAAAGUUGUAUCAUUAAAUGAAAGAUUACGUUUUCUUCGUUAUUAUCCAGGUCAAGAAUUUAAAGCACAUUUCGAUGGUUCAUAUGAAAGAACUGAAGGUCCAAAGGCAGGUGAAAGAUCACAUAUCACAUGUCAAUUAUAUUUAAAUGAUGUUGAAAAAGGUGGUGAGACAACAUUCUUUGUUGGCCCAAAUCAAGAAGAAAUUAAAGUCAAUCCUUCAACUGGAAUGAUAAUUUUAUUUCAACACAGAAUUUUACACCAAGGUUCACCAGUAGUUUCUGGUGUAAAAUACGUAAUUCGUUCUGAUGUUAUGUAUAAUAGUUAA
Messenger RNA from Dictyostelium discoideum AX4, 633 nucleotides. RefSeq lists its product as hypothetical. Gene Ontology annotation, molecular function: oxidoreductase activity, acting on paired donors, with incorporation or reduction of molecular oxygen; 2-oxoglutarate-dependent dioxygenase activity; iron ion binding. Lineage: Eukaryota; Evosea; Eumycetozoa; Dictyosteliales; Dictyosteliaceae. The coding region runs from base 1 to 633 and encodes 210 amino acids. The transcript has 3 exons. The record is from RefSeq and is a predicted model, not a curated record.